Molecule: messenger RNA, 22727 nt
Organism: Podarcis lilfordi (Lilford's wall lizard)
Lineage: Eukaryota; Metazoa; Chordata; Lepidosauria; Squamata; Lacertidae
Source: the annotation of a GenBank genome assembly
GCUUCUCGCGGGAACCGCCGCAGCCGGAAGCUCCACGUCGGUGAAUUGGGCUGUGAGGGAGACGGCGAGCGUUGGUGGCCGCAGCCCGGACUGCGCGACCCAGAGCCAUGGUGAGCUGGGCGAGGAGGGGGCUACGGCAGUGGGGCCCGAAGGCAGGAGGCCGCCUGUUUCUGCCAGGGAAGUGGGCUUGGUGGGUGGGGAGGAGCAGGCGCUGCUGGAACCGGGGAGAGAGAGGCCUGCCCGGCGGGGCCAAGGAUUCCCCGUCUUUUUAAGCCGCACAGCAGGCAGAAAUCCGGCAGGUGAAGUGUUUCCCGGCAUGGAGGCGCCUUGACAGGAGACGGCUCAUCUGCUGAUUUCUGCCUGCUUUGAUUAUGGGGUGGGGGGUGGGGAAGGCGGUACCUGUGCUAUUGCUGCCUCUCCUGAAGCUCUUAGCGGAUUUACCUCUAUCAAACUGUUUGCAUCUUUGGUGUUGUGCAGCGCAAAGCUCACAGCCAGCUCCUCUUUGGAGCCCAUGGUUGUGUGUAGGCUCCCUUUGUUCCAGUGCUGCUUAUAUUCACAAGUAGCGUCUGGACUGGUGGUGAUGGAAGAGCUAUUGGGGGUGGGGUCCGAGUGAUGGUUGAUGAAAGCAUUUGCUGGCCACCACUUACCAGCUGUCAGCCUGUUCUCAUCUGAAGAUGUGUGAAAGGCGACAACCAGUGCUGCUGCUGCUUCUAAAAAAAAAUGUUUAGGGGUACUCUCAUUUUCCUACACAUAUUGAAAUACUGCCCCUCAAUGAGGCCAAACUUUGAUUCACAAAAUGUUUAGGGGUAUACGUACCCCUGCGUCCCCCCAGAAAAAAGCACUGCCUGCAAGCAUUGCUGUACAGUAGUACCUUGGGUUACAUACGCUUCAGGUUACAGACUCCGCUAACCCAGAAAUAGUACCUCGGGUUAAGAACUGAAAUCGCAUGGGGGCGGGAGGCCCCAUUAGCUAAAGUGGUACCCCAGGUUAAGAAGAGUUUCAGGUUAGGAACGGACCUCCAGAACGAAUUAAGUACAGUGGUACCUCAGGUUAAGGGACGCAGGUGGCGCUGUGGGUAAAACCUCAGCGCCUAGGACUUGCCGAUUGCAUGGUCGGCGGUUCGAAUCCCCGCAGCAGGGUGAGCUCCCGUCGUUCGGUCCCAGCUCCUGCCCACCUAGCAGUUCGAAAGCACCCUUAAGUGCAAGUAGAUAAAUAGGUGCCGCUUUAUAGCGGGAAGGUAAACGGCGUUCCGUGUGCUGCUCUGGUGCCGGUUCGCCAGAGCAGCUUCGUCACGCUGGCCACAUGACCCCGAAGUGUCUGCGGACAGCGCUGGCUCCCGGCCUCUAGAGUGAGAUGAGCGCACAACCCUAGAGUCUGUCAAGACUGGCCCGUACGGGCAGGGGUACCUUUACCUUUACCUCAGGUUAAGAACUUAAUUUGUUCUGGAGGUCUAUUCUUAACCUGAAACUGUUCUUAACCUGAAGCACCACUUUAGCUAAUGGGGCCUCCCUCCCACUGUACCGCCGCUGUGCGAUUUGUGUUCCCAUCCUGAAGCAAAGUUCUUAACCCGAGGUAAUAUUUCUGGGUUAGCGGAGUCUGUAACCUGAAGCGUAUGUAACCCAAGGUACCACUGUAAUUCACACUCUUAUGUAUCCUGUGUACAUAUCUUAAACUGAGGGCUCUGCGGUAUGGAUAGUAGGCCGAUGGCCAGGCAUGUGGUUAGGGUAUUGGCACAGUUGCUUCCUGUAUGUAGUGUCCCGUUUCAUGCCUGCUGAAAUGGAAGUGCAUUGUCUACAACAGUCUUUCCCAAUCCGUGGCCCUCCAGAUGUUCUGCUGCAACUCCCAUCAUCCCGUCAGCCUUGCUGGCUGGGGCUCGUGGAAGUUGGAGGUGAAAACAAAUGGAGGGUGAAAGUGCACAUUUCUGGGUUUUAUGAAUUGUAUAAAUAGAUUAGCUUAGAUGCAUCCAAGAGGGUGUGAGAUUUGAUCGAAGCAGUAUAAUAAAAAUGCCAGUUAUAGAGACAGAUGUGUGGUCCAUUUAGCCCAGUACUGCCAACUUUUACUAGCAGCAUCUUCUUAGGAUUCUGUUGAUUACCGUAAUAUCUGGCAGAGGGAAACUCGGCUCUCCAGAUGUUUUGAGACUACAAUUCCCACCAUCUCUGACCACUGGUGCUGUUAACUAGGGAUGAUGGGAGUUGUAGUCCCAAAACAUCUGGAGGGCCAAGUUUGCUUACGCCUGAUUUAUAUGCUUUUAACUGGAAGAGCCUGGAGUCAAAUUCAUGCUGUGUGCUUUAUGAGUGACCUGUGAGUUUUCCUGGAUGUUUGUAUAUAUACUAAUGGGGCAUCAGUUGUUUUUUUAAAAAAUCCUACCUAGUACUACUAUUACACUUGCCCAAAAAAGGGCUGUGCGCAAAGGGCAUGAACAUGCUCUUUUAUCUGUGUCACUUUUUGUGAAUAUUGUAGCAGUAUAAUUUCAUCCCAAACUGUUCUUUCAUAUCUGAAAUCCUCUCACAUUGUCAAAAUUCUUAGCCUAGGACUAGAUAUAUGAUGAAUGUGUGUUAUUUUUCACAAUAAUGUAUUAAUAAGCUGACAGCUGUUGCUGAUUUUAGCAUGGCCUGGGUAAAUUAAAUCUUUGGGCCAUUCCAGAGAACAGUCUGUAAGGGAAUGAAUGAAUGAAUGAACAUGUUUAUUGCAGUCAGGCUAGUGUGAACCACUUAUGUAAAUAUGACUGGCUGUUUAGGUCCUGUCCAAAUUUCUUUCAGUAUAAAUAUAUUUAACCAGUUAUUGUAUGUGUUUGUAACAGCCUCAUUAUAUUCUUCUGCUAUUUAGCCUCUUCGACUUGACAUAAAGCGUAAGCUAACAGCUCGAUCUGAUCGAGUGAAGAGUGUGGACUUGCAUCCCACAGAGCCAUGGAUGUUGGCUAGCCUUUACAAUGGUAGCGUUUGUGUUUGGAACCAUGAAACACAGGUAAUGUGUGAUAUAAAAUAUGUUCAGUGAAAAGUCGUAAAAUGAUUAUUGAUAUUGGGGCCCAAUUAAAUGUGAUUGGGGAGAUUUGUGAUCAGGACUGCUUGUGUUUUAUGAAGUCACAGGGUCCUCUGGAUUUGAUUGGGAUUGUGGUAUCACAUUAAGACCCUUCCCCCCACUCAAGGGCAUUGAACUGUGUGGUGUAUUUAUUUUCCUAAGAAUAUUACAUUUAUGAAGUGUUUGAAACAUUUAGCAACUUAUUUUUGUAACUUUUGUAAUUUAUUUAUGUUUCUAGAAUAUUGUCCAUCGUGUUCCGACAGUUGAAAAACAGCUAUCUGAAAUAGCUAAAGAGAUUUCUAAAAAGCGUUUUUUCAUGCAUAAAAGUUAACAUAAAAUGUAAACUUUGUUUUCAGACAUUAGUGAAGACUUUUGAAGUAUGUGACCUACCAGUGAGAGCAUCUAAAUUUGUGGCAAGGAAAAACUGGGUUGUUACAGGAGCCGUAAGUUAUCUUCUUUCACUAAGAAUGUUUUGUUGUUUAUUUUGGAACCUUGAAGCUACUAAUCAAUUAGAGGUUUGCUUUUUGAAAAGAAGGAUAUUUAAGUGGUAAGAAAUUCUGAAUUGCAAAUUUAAUUGCAGAGGAACCUUAUGGACUAAGGAUGGUUAAUGAUUUUUAAGAGAGAUACAGUGUGGUAUAAGGUGCUAUAUUAGCAAAAAUAUAGGUAUACAGUCCACUAAAGCAGAGGUGGUGAACCUGCGGCCUUCCAAAUGUUGUUGGGCUUCAGCUCCCAUUAGGCCCAGCCAGGAUGACCAGUAGUCAUGCAUGAUGAGAACUGUAGUUCAGCAACAACUGGAGGACCAGUUGUUUUCCUAUCUCUGCACUAAAAUAUAUGCAAAGUGAUGCUAGACGUUACCUUUUAUUUUUUUAAAUGUAUCUUUCUGUAUGAGGGAAGCUUAGAAACAAGUUUAAUAAAAACAAUGCAAGAUCAAAACCAGUAAAGUUGUGAGUUGUGUUCCAUUCACACAGUGGGACUUCCCUUUCUUCUCCUGUCCCUGCACGUCGCCUAAAUCUGCUCUAGAGAGUCCCCCAACUCUUUGGAGCAGGUUUUGAGAGUGCAUGGGUGUGACACAGAGGAGAGAAGGGAAAGCUCCAUUGCACAAAUAGAAGUCUGAUGCCCAAGCAGAAUGGCAGCAUUAGAUACAAUCCUUUAUUUGGAAGUGGAAAUUCAGUUUUCAUUUAUAGAGAAGCUGAUUUUUAUUGGACUUUUCUCAUAGGAUGACAUGCAAAUUCGGGUUUUCAACUACAACACUUUGGAAAGGGUUCACAUGUUUGAAGCACACUCAGAUUAUAUCCGCUGCAUUGCUGUGCAUCCUACACAACCUUUCAUUCUAACUAGCAGUGGUAAGAGUUUAAUUUUAUUACUAAAUGUUAUUUUAAUGAGUUAUUCUUUCUUAGCAGCGUCUUUAGGAUUUUGUAAGAAAAUAAGCUGCGUACCUCCUUGAAGUAGCAAAUAUUUUAGCGACUGCAGAACUUGUAACAAGAUUGCUGCAGAAUCCUACUGGAAGCUAUAGAACAGGGUUGGCAAAACUUUAGCCAUCCAGAUGUUGCCAAGUUAUAAUUGCACAACUGUUGUCCGUGCUGGUUGUGGCUGGUGGGAGUUCUAGUUCUACAGCAUCUGGAUGGCCACAAGUUAGUCAUCCCUGAUGAGAACUACAUCCAUAUUAGCUGGCUUAUUGUCUCAUAGUCUUCCUAUUUAUGUUGUUUUAUAUCUUAAGUGCCCCAGAUCUUUGUUUCCAUUAUAUGCUAGUCCCAUUUUAACAUAAACCCAGUUUCUUCUUACAAAACAUAAGUAUUUAUGGUUCUCAAGCAUCUGUAUUCAGUUAUCCAGUUCACUGUGGUAGGAUGUAGUCAAACUUCAAAGAAUUUAAAUGUAUGCUGCUGCUGAUAAUGAUGAUGAUGAUGCAUAUCUAUGCAACAUAAAACUCUCAUUAUGGGGAUACAAAACUAGGGCCCUCUACAUUUUGCUUGCCUUCAAUUCGCACCACCCCAGCUAGCAUGACCAAAGGUCAGCCAUGAUGGGAAUUGCACCUCAACAACAUCUGGUGGGCCACAGAUUUCCCAUCCGUGCUCUAGAAAGAAUAUGUCAUAGAAGUAUUUGAUUAAGAAUAAAACUUGACCAAACAGCAGCAGCUCAGUAUCUGAAAGAGAAACAGUGCAUGCUUUCCUGUGGCACAUCUGAAUAUAACAGUAGUUUGGGGCUGGGGGAGGGGACUUAGCUGUGAACCUUUUUGGGGGGCCAGGUAGGAUCAGAGAGAAACACCCUCUGCCAGGUUAUGUCUAGGGAAAAGAGGAAGGGAGCGCUGUCAGAGCAAUGGCACUUAGGCAUGAUGCUGUCCCGCUGGCAUAUUUCAUAUUAAAGAGGAGAGUGGGACUGCUAAACAGGUUACUGCAAAUUUGAUAUCACUAGAAUGAGUAGACUCUUGAAAAGUGAUUUUGUAAAGAUAAGCUUUUCAGCCAUAUUGAACUCUUCAGGUAGAUGUUCAGGGAAACAAAAGAAAAAAAAUAGUCUUAGGUUAUCACUAUUUUUCUUUCCCUUUGGUGCUUACGAAGUGCAUAAUGGAAGGUUUUUUUUCUCUCCUAGAUGACAUGCUUAUUAAGCUGUGGGACUGGGAUAAAAAAUGGUCCUGUUCUCAAGUGUUUGAAGGGCACACUCAUUAUGUGAUGCAGAUUGUCAUAAAUCCUAAGGAUAAUAAUCAGUUUGCUAGUGCCUCCUUGGACAGAACAAUCAAGGUAGAGUGAUUUCUUACUGGAAAAUCAGAAUUUUAAAUUUAAAGUGAAAUGCUCUUCUUAUAUUGUAGGUGCUUAACAGCUGCUUGGAGGAUAUAGCAUAAACUGUAUUUUGAGUCAUUUUAAUACUCUGGGAAGAUUAUUAUUUUUUAUUUAUCUGCACCAGUAUGCAUCCAAUACAAAGGUUGGUGCACAUGAUACACUUGUAGUGCAGAUUGUGCUCAAAAUAGUGUGAUCCCUGGGUUUAACUUUUGAUCUGCUUAUCACAGGGGUUAUUGUCAUCACACAGAAUUUGGAUGGGACAGAAUGUGCCCCAGGAUUUAACAAAGGCUUCUAAUUAUAUUGCUCCCUUUGUCUUCUGUUCUAAACACAUGAAAUUAGCCAAUAGUGAUAUGUGAAAGUUUGAAAAGGGCUUCCUGGGUUUCAUUAGACCCGGUCAACAAUCAUUUUCAUAUUCUUGCAAGGUGUGGCAGCUUGGUUCUUCAUCACCCAACUUCACUUUGGAAGGCCAUGAGAAAGGCGUAAAUUGCAUUGAUUACUACAGUGGAGGUGAUAAGCCGUACCUAAUUUCUGGAGCAGAUGACCGCCUUGUAAAGAUCUGGGACUAUCAGGUAUGUUGUGUCCUACUACUCCUAUACCAUUUAUUUGCAUAAUAUUGAAAAAGCAAAAAUGUUAUGGUUUUUUGUUUUUUAAAUCAAGUAUAUGAAUAAUUUUUUUCAUUGGCCGUAUUCCGUUGAAGAUUAUUAUAUUUUGCUGGAAGCCACUCAGAGUGGCUGGGGCAACCCAGUUAGACGGGUGGCAAAUAAGUAAUAAAGUUGUCAUCAGAAAGGUCUAGUUAGGUACUUUGUAACUGUCAUUCAAUUUUUGGUUUAUAACAUUUAUCAUAUGUUAAAGACUGCUAUCAAGUCUUUGUAUCCACAGCUUCAUUUCUUUUCUCCCUUUGCAGAAUAAAACAUGUGUGCAAACUCUUGAGGGUCACGCACAAAAUGUGUCCUGUGUUAGUUUCCACCCUGAGCUUCCCAUCAUCAUCACUGGCUCUGAAGAUGGUAAAUUCAAUCAUUUCUCAAUUCUUUUUAGAGUGCCAGUUUAUUUCCUUAUGGUGGUUUUCUGUAGCAGUGAGAACUUAACAUCUCACCAAAGCUUGACAUGAGCAUUUUUUUUCUUUCAGAUGCUUACAAAUUACUUGAGACAAUUAGAAAUAGUCCUGUUAUAGUUUGUAUAGAUGCGUUGCAGAGCCAAAGUGUAGGCUUGUUAAUGGGUUUCUUUGUGAACUGUUUUCAUUUACAGCUCCUUUAUUGGAGGAGCAUUAUAAACAAAAGUGAAAUAUACCUAGAGGCCGUGAGUUUUAAUAUGCAUGGAGGCUUAAAAGGGGUAUAAUUACAAAUAAAUAUGAAAUGCAAGAAAGGUAGAAUUAUUCCAUGAGAGAUAUUUCCAUUGCACAGGUUUAAAUUCUUUUCAGUUAGAAAUGUCUGAGAAGUGAAAAACAAAUGCUUAAUACUCUGAUUGGAAAAUACUUAUCUUUUAUAUAAAGACUGGAGAAGGCAGCCUGGCCACAGUCAUUCAUGCUAUGGCAACAUCCCUCUGGGACUUCUCUAAUGCAUUUCUUGUUAGACUGCCUUGAAAAAUGUACAGAAGCUACAGAUGGUUCAAAAUGCAGCAGUUACUUCUAAUUGGGACUGCAGUAACUGAUGAUAAUUAGGUUCAGGCAUUUGUAAGUCAUUUAAACGAAAAAGGGGGUGCUGCUAGAACCACACGCCCCCUCAUCAUUUUUGAUGCCCUCCACAAAUUGGAGGACAGUUAUCUGAAGCAGGGAACCUCCUGCACACGUGAUGGUUAUCUACACAGUUGUAAAACGUGCAGGGAGCCUCCACAGGUACAAGGGAGCCUUCCUACUCCAGAAUAUGCCCCCUCCCAACUCAUGGAAGGCAACAGAAAACUGAGGGGUGGUGGAUCUAUUGUUCUCGUCCUCACAGCUCCUGUGCCCCCCCAAUGUAUUGUACACAGGUUACAAACACCUGGAGAGGGCAGUUGUGCAAGUUUUAUUGAGUAUCUGUUUGUUUCUGGGUCCAGUUCAAAGUGCUGGUUCUAUCCUGCUGUGUUCUCCUGCAGGGGAGCACAGGAUAGAGAGCUUUUUCAGGUACGGCACCACACAUGUGGAAUCACCUGGCCCAAUAGCUGCUUGUCUUUCUGUGGACAAUGGAAACAUAAAUCUUCAGAAAAGUUUUUGAUGAUGCUUUUGUUCUUUUAUUUCAUUAUGAUUCUGCUCCUUUAUGUAUUUAGGUGAUUUGUGCAGUUUACAUAUUUGUUGCAUUUUAUUUUGUAGUUUUAUUCUUUGUCCUUUAUGUAACCCAGUUUUGCACAGGGUAUGAAACAGUGUAUUAAUAAUCAUGAUUGGGGGUUGGGUUCCUCCCCCCCCCCCUGAAGUAUCUAAGUAAUGCUGAAUGCGAUAACUCUGCCACUGCAUAGGAACUGUUCGGAUUUGGCAUUCAAGCACUUACCGUUUGGAAAGUACUCUGAACUAUGGCAUGGAAAGGGUGUGGUGUGUGGCGAGCCUGAGAGGAUCAAAUAAUGUGGCUCUGGGAUAUGAUGAAGGUAGCAUCAUUGUUAAGGUAUGUGCCUUAGAAAAUAUUUAACUGUGCUAGAUGUCCACUAGUGGAAUAAUUACUUGGCAUAUUAUUAAAUAAUUGGGGUCAUUGCAGAGGACACCAGUCUUAUUUGUAGUAACUGCAUUGGAGAAUAAACUGUUGGUUGUCAACAUCAAAAGGUUUUUAAGCAAAUUGGUUUAUUAGUUACAUUGACUAUUGUAUACAUCUACUCUCAUGCUUCUUUCCUUGCUAGCUUGGCCGUGAAGAGCCAGCCAUGUCAAUGGAUGCUAAUGGCAAGAUAAUUUGGGCUAAGCAUUCAGAAAUUCAGCAAGCUAAUCUGAAAGCAAUGGGGGAUGCUGAAAUCAAAGACGGAGAGAGACUGCCACUUGCUGUGAAAGAUAUGGGCAGCUGUGAAAUAUAUCCUCAGACUAUUCAGCACAAUCCCAAUGGGCGGUAAGGGAUUUCUUUUUCCGAAGAUAAAAACUUAAACCUGUUCAUUAAUUUUAAAUUCUGUUUAGGACCAGAGACAUUGUAUGUGCGUAUCUUUCUGAUCAGGCUUUUCUGAGUUUUACAAGUCUUACGCAAACCUUCCUUGCAUACUGUAAUUUACAUUUCUUUUGUGUUUACUACCUUACAGGUUUGUAGUAGUGUGUGGGGAUGGUGAAUACAUCAUUUACACAGCUAUGGCACUGAGAAACAAAAGCUUUGGUUCUGCUCAGGAGUUUGCAUGGGCACAUGAUUCUUCAGAGUAAGUCCUUUGUGCUUUGUUUAAUCUUAACUUUUUGUUAAUAUUAUGACGCUUUGUUUUGGACUAUGAACAGCAAUUGUCUUUGCAUAGCUCUUUGGUCUGCUGUUGUUGUUUUUUAAAAAAAUUCAGUAUGAAAUAUAAAAAGUGAAACCAACAGUUUUUGUAGUGGCUGCAUCCCAAUUCAGUUUAUGGCUUAGUUGGAGGCAAAGACACAUGGCCUGUGGACUGCAUCCAGUCAAUUUAAGCCUUAUUCCAGCCGUCCUUUCACACCUGUUUUGGCAAAAGGGGAAUAACCUGUCUAUACAAGUCUGCAAGAGAACAUUGGCAGGAUCUAUAUGGCCAGUGUGCCAGGAUUGACUGCUUCUGGCCUUGUUUGUUAAUCUUGCUGAAUAAGAGCUUGGUUCUACUGAAAUCUUUUGUUUGUGUGCAGGUAUGCAAUCAGGGAAAGCAACAGCAGUGUCAAGAUAUUUAAAAACUUCAAAGAGAAGAAGUCUUUUAAACCUGACUUUGGAGCAGAAGGCACGUUAUGCAUUUUAUCUUCUGUACUCAUCUUAGCUAGUUUUAAACACUGUCCAGAAAGCUUCUAAUUUCUUCUGCUUGUGUCCCCUGAAGGUAUCUACGGCGGUUUCUUGCUGGGUGUCCGAUCUGUCAAUGGCCUGGCAUUUUACGACUGGGAAAAUACAGAAUUGAUACGCAGAAUUGAAAUCCAGCCCAAACAUGUGAGUUUUGUUCCAAUUGCAACUUGCUGAUUAAUUAAAGCUCACCUUGCUAGGUCAGCUGCUGUUAAUUAUGAAACUUUUGGAGUCUUAAAACAAAACUAGUGUGCUCUAUGUCUUUUGGUGCCACAAUAGGCUUAAUUUGUCUUCUAAUCUGAGCCCAAACCUUAAAGGUUAUUGCAUUGUUUUGAUAUAGAUUUUCUGGUCUGACUCUGGUGAGCUUGUCUGCAUAGCCACUGAAGAAUCUUUCUUCAUUCUGAAGUAUCUUUCUGAAAAAGUAGCAACAGCCCAAGAGACACAUGAGGGAGUCACUGAAGAUGGCAUUGAAGAUGCCUUUGAGGUAACUACGCUUAAUGAUUAAUAGGCAUUUUGGAUCUGAUUCUGUCUUUUAAACCAUUUAUACUGCUGUCAACUAACAGACUAGCCAUGUGAUAUAAGGAGAAUGUGGAAAUUGACAAGAUAGAUUGACUUGGAAGAUUAGCUUUGGGACACACAUGGUCAUUUUAAAUCAUUUAGAUCCUGUUUUCUCUAAGGAAAUCAAAGUGGUAUACAAUAAAAAUAAAAACAGUGUAAAAUGAUAUACAAUAGACAAUAUAAUACAAUAUAACAUGAUAGCAGCAUAAAUACUUAUGGGGGCUCUAAAGCCUAAUUGAAAAAUAAACAAUUUAAUUGUUCUCCUAAACAUCAGCAGCAAGGGAACCAUAUUAAGAUGUUAACAAGGCUUCAUGUAAAUAAGAAUCUUACAGCUGUCUUGAUCUGUAUAGAGCAGGGCUGGGGAUCCUGUGGCCCUCCAGAUGUUGUUGGACUCCAGCCCCUAUCAUUCUGACCAUUGGCCAUGCUGGCUAAACUUAAUGGGAGUUUGGAGUCCAAAAAUAGCUGGAAGGUCACAUUCCUGGUUCAGAAUAUUUUGUUGACAACAAAGUUAGUGAAUGAACUUUGUUCUGUUGGAUUUUAAAAGAUCAUUAGGCUACUUUGUACAUAUAUGGCACAUGGAACUUCUUGUGCCAUAUCCCACUACUAAGGGAACUGUGGUAAGUAGGGAAUUUGAACUUUUGUUAAUCUUAUCUGUGUUGUAGUAGAAGAGGUUUUUUUGGUGGAUCAGUAUUUUAAGCUGAGCUUCUCUUAAUAUGGGACUCUUCAUCACUAAGCCUAUGGAGUUGACCCAUUUAUAUAAUUAAACUCUUUUAUUGGACCCAGUGCCUAUGGAGAGUUUAGUAAACAAGAUUGUCCUAAGCCUAAACACCUUUGUUUCUCCAGGUCCUUGGUGAAAUUCAAGAGAUUGUGAAAACGGGGUUGUGGGUAGGCGACUGUUUUAUUUAUACCAGUUCUGUGAACAGACUGAACUACUACGUUGGAGGAGAAAUCGUCACCAUUGCACAUUUGGACCGGUGAGUGUUCAGCUAUUCAUCAGGUAUAGUUCUAAUUGAUAUGACAUUUGCAUAUAUUUAUUUGCAUAUAUUUUAAAAUUUUCUAUAUGGAGGUUUUAUGAUGGCCUAUAUUUGUAAUGCCUAAUAAGGGUUUGUAAUGCCUAAUAAAGGUUUGGCAAAGUAAGAUAUGAAAUUAUUGCUAUUAAGUGUAGCAUGUUCUACUUCUUUGAUAGUUCAAUGCACAUUGAGCAGAGUUCUGUGGCAAGAAUUAUUGUGCUAGUGAUGGGCAGAAAUUUGGUCCUUAAGUAAGAAGCUAUUUAGAGUGUAAAUCUGACUGCGUAGCUUUUGUGUUGCCCAUGUAACCUGCUUCUUGAAGAUUCUUUUGUCUUUCAGAUAUGGCACUAAGACAAGUGUGGGCUAAACUUUAUUAUUAUUUUUUUUUAAAUGAUAUUUAUUAAAGUUUCAGAUAGAAAAAGACACAUCAAUAAAAAAGAAUUUAAAAGUAAAAAGAAAAAUACACAAUAUAAAAUACAAAAAGAAAAAAAAGAAAAAACAGUUAAAAACAAUUCCAUCUUUUCAUCACUGCUUUUGAAUUAACUUAUUUUCUGGACCUCCUCAUACCUCCCUCUUUUGUAUUCCAAUUCAGUUUGUUUGUCCAGCAAUUCCUUUCCCUCUUUUUUAAUCCCAAUCCUUAAUCUUAAUAUAAUAUAAUAUAACCUUAAAUUUUUAUCUAUUAAUAGCCAAUUUUCCAAGUGUGGGCUAAACUUUAAGAUCACAUACUAAGCUAGGUGUGGCCCUCUAGAUAUUGUUGAACUACAACUCCUAGCAGCCCUGGCAAUCACGGUCAAUGGCCAGCGAUGAUAGGAGUUGUAGUUCAGCAACAUCUGGAGGGCCAAAGUUUCUCUAUACUGGUGCUAAGCCAUAAAUUCUUCCUAUCCGUCACUGCUGUUAUCUCCAGUGUGUUACUACUUAAGGAAAUGGAAGAGUUUCAGAAAUUCCUUUGAGGUGGGGUGGGUCUCCUCAGUGAUCUGGAGUUUCUGUACCUCAGCAUACUCACAGUUUGAUAGAGACUCACUAUCCUUAGCAUAUCAGUCCAAUUCAAGUGAAUUACAUAAUUUCCUGAUAAUUCAGCGUGCAAUCUUAAGGACUGUGAUGUUGAUGGCUAGGGGAGUGCAGGUUAGGAUGGUGUGUUAAUGGCUCUCUUCUGGCCAACAGGAGUGCUGGUGGUUGUAAGACCAUUGCUAUUGCCCAUGCUAGUAGAAUGCUGCUGCCAGCUGUUGUUCUACCAGCAGUGGAAAGCAAAGCAUCCCAGUUGGGUCCUUGUGCCUCUCUGCUACCCCAGCCAGGAUCUGAUGCACUAAAUAUACUGAAGAACCAGCCCAUCACCAUCUUCCCCAGCCAGUGGAGCUUGGGAUGUGGUGGUUCAACUGCCACUUUGCUGUUUGUUGCUCCACAUUAGGAUCACUCUGCCAGAUGAUUUCUCGGACUGAAGUUAUUUUAAUGAAUGCAAUCUCUCUAUCCCACCCCCUUUCCUUAAAGGACAAUGUAUUUACUUGGAUAUAUCCCCAAAGACAACAGACUUUACCUUGGUGACAAAGAACUGAACAUAGUGAGUUACUCCUUGCUAGUCUCGGUGCUAGAGUAUCAAACUGCCGUGAUGAGGAGAGACUUCAGUAUGGCUGACAAAGUUCUUCCCACAAUUCCAAAGGAACAGAGGACCAGAGUUGCACACUUCCUUGAGAAGCAGGUGAAAACAUUUGGCACAUUCUAUCAAAUUAAUCUUUGGUCAACAAAUAUAGAUUAAAAUACUGGAAUUGGAAAUGGCUGCAAGUUUAAUUUGGCAGGGGUGGACAUAUCUAUUAGGCCCUUAAAUGCUCUUAAAUACAAGGUAAAUAAUCAUGGUGUGUUGUUUUUUGGCUUGUGUAAAAAGGGAGAUGUAUUUGUGUAUCAAUUUUUGCUGUCGUUUGCUAAGAAGAUUCCUUCACUAAUGUCUUUUUUUAUUAUUAUAAUAUUCAGGGCUUCAAACAGCAAGCACUCGCAGUAUCUACAGACCCAGAACACCGCUUUGAGCUUGCUCUUCAGCUUGGUGAACUUAAGAUUGCAUAUCAGCUUGCAGUGGAAGCAGAGGUAUGCUGACACCAUUUUAGAAACACAAAAGGAAUUACCAACGUCCAUGUUAAGAUGCAGAAGAAUAGUCUCUUAUGAAAGAAAUGUUUUGGCUAUAAAGGUCCAGCUGUAGCAGCAAAACGGAAUACCUACACCUGCCCCACCUGCAAUAAAACAUGUCUCUCCUGUAUUAGUCUCUGCAGCCACAGCAGGUGCUGUAACUCUCCAGGGUUUGACUUUACCCUCAAAGGUGCAUUCUUCCAUUGUCUCUCGAGACAAAUGGAUGCCAGCAAUAAAGGUGCAAAGUCAACCUGGUUGUUUAGUGUCAAGGCUGAACUGAAUUUAAUGGAAUCUGUGUAAAAUAUUGAUUGCCCACUGAAGUUCUAGAAUUCCUGAUUUUUAUAUUAUUGUAAAGCAUUAAACAAGAUUAUUUGAUAUGAUUUCUGUCUGUAAUGCUGAAGUGAGAGCAAGAUAGCUUUCCCCAGAUUUUGACAGCAGCAAGCAGCUUAAUUCAAGUGUUUUUUUAAAAUAUAUUUUCUGUUUUGCUGCUAAUCUGGAGUAUCUGACCAGAUUGCUUGAAUGAUGUUUCAGUGGUAUAAGAUAGUCCACAUGUCUAGGAUAGUCUCAAGAUCUACCCAGGUUCAUACUUUUUGGUUUACAGAGCAUAGUUUGAAAAUACUGAGGGUGAUCUGGGCAGUGAGAAGUUUUCUGUGGGCUAACCAAGAGUUAAUUUUUAGAAGAGGCAUACCCGUAGUUCUUGGGUGUCCAAAUAGUGCAAUAAGUAUCUUCUCUUAAGGCAUGACCAUGUGCUUUGAAUGAAACAUUCAGUGCAAGUGGGGAACUAUAGAUGAGAAAGCUGAGAUAAAAAACCCAACUGGGCUAAAUUUAGUCUAAAUAGGCUUCAGAACAAUGUCAAACAUGGCUGAUGUGGAAUUGCUCUCUGUUUACGCAGUCUGAGCAGAAGUGGAAGCAGCUGGCUGAGCUUGCUAUCAGUAAAUGCCAGUUUGGCCUUGCCCAAGAGUGCCUGCACCAUGCGCAAGACUACGGUGGCUUACUGCUGUUGGCCACAGCUUCAGGAAAUACCAGCAUGGUGAACAAGCUGGCCGAAGGGGCAGAAAAAGAUGGGAAGAACAAUGUCGCCUUUAUGAGCUACUUCCUGCAAGGAAAGUAAGUAACAAAUAAUCUCUCAUCUAUACUAGGGGUGGCUAAUCCCCAAACGUUUAUGUGGGCCCUGAAUGCACACACACCCGUGGCAAAUUUUUGAUGGUGAUAUCAUCAUCAUCAUCAUCAUCAUUUUAUUUUGCUGAUGUGGUUUCCUACUGUUGCACUUGACUUGUUUCUGCAGAGAACUGCCCCCAAAUUGCGUUGGCAUUAGUUCUUCUUUCCCAGAUUUACAGUGCUUUCUGAAUCACUCAGCAGUAGUAAUCUUUUUCUGCUGCUGCUGGCUCAGACAGCUGAGUUGUGUUGACUGACAAAAGAUCUGACCUCUGGUCAUUCUGCAGAGCAGCCAAAAGCUUUUGCAACUGUCUGAGUUAGCAGCUGAUUAGAAGAAACGAGGAACAAAUGGCAGUAGUAGUGGGCAGUUUAAAAAUUAUUAUUAUUACUUAUAAAGUUAUUAAUAAGUACCUGAAACAGAGGGGGGGAGGAGGAUGGAAACCAACAAGGAAAGGUGGUCAAUGAGAUCCUUUAAUUUUGAGAGAGCCAGCAUUGAAAAGACAAUAAAAUGGAUUAUGACUUAAAUGGACAUGGGAAAGGCUGUGGGUGCAAGGGAAUGGAUUCACUUAUGAGGGAAGAUGGAGAUGGAAAGUAAAGAAGUGCAUGUGUGGAGGAUCCAACAUUGAAGGCUGUUUAAAAAGAAAAUCCAGAGUUUAUCCAUUGUCUGUGCAAUAGAACCUCUCUAUGCAAAAGUCCUGUAUACAGUGGUGCCUCGCAAGACGAAAAGAAUCCGUUCUGGGAGUCUCUUCGUCUAGCGGUUUUUUCGUCUUGCGAAGCAAGCCCAUUGACGGGAUUAGCGGAUUAGCGCUAUUAGCGCUUUUAGCGGCUUUUAGCGGCUUUUAGCAGCUUAUCAGCUUAUCAGAUAAGCAGAUAAGCGGCUUAGCGACUUAGAAAAAGAGGGGGAAAAGGAAAAAAAAAACCCAGGAACUCGCAAGACAUUUUCGUCUUGCGAAGCAAGCCCAUUGCAGAUUCGUUUUGCGAGGCACCUCCAAAACGGAAAACUCUUUCGUCUAGCGAGUUUUCCGUCUUGCGAGGCAUUCGUCUUGCGGGGCACCACUGUACUCUCAAUCUAUUAGUUUUGGCUUUCUUAGAUUUGAGGGAAAUCUAAGAAUGGUCUACAGGAUGUAACAGUGGUGUUAAUUAUGUUUCCUGCGAUGUUUAUAGCAAAACUAUAUACCAUGAAGAGGCCCGGGGAGUAUGUCUGGCACAAUAGCAUCAAAAGCUGAUUGCCAGUGCCAGUAUAAGACCUACAUACAUCAUUUUAUUUGUAUGCCACUUUUCCAUAGUUAAAACUAUGCUCAAGGCAGCUUACAACAUGAAAAAACACAUAAUUACAAAUGUAACAAAAGUAAUCAUAAAAAAAUAAAUAAAACAUCAAAAGGUACACAAGCAAAUCAAACUGUUUCCCAACAUAAAUUGUAAUCUAAAACAAAGAUAAAAUUAAUAUAAAUAACAGCAACACCCCAAGCCCCUAAACAGUACCCCAGUCCAAGAAUCUAUUCAAAAGCCUCAGCUUUUGUACUUGGAGUCAGUCAGGGUCUUGCCCUCCCAGUCCAGGUGGAAAAAGGCCUGCAAGGUCUUCCAGCACUCACAGCCAAGAUGGUAUAAGAGAACAACCUGUUUCCUCUAAGAAACCUUAGCAGCUUUAUGCCUGAUCCUAUGUAGUUGCUUCAUAGGAUCAGGGCAUUAGACAUUCAUUAGCCUUUAAAACCACAUUGCCAGUAACGUUGAACACAAUGGCUUGAUAUUAGUAUAAUCCUCUGAUUAUUACUAUUGUCACAUUUGUGUUAUACUCCAGUAAUGGGUACAUUUUAAAAACUAGAUUUUACUUUUAUUUUUGCUUUGUUUUAUUUAACCAAACCCAAACAAAUGAAAAUGUGACUUUCUUUAAAUGUACCAUUGUAGGCUUGACAGUUGUCUUGAGCUGUUGAUUAAAACCGGACGCUUACCAGAAGCUGCUUUCCUAGCACGAACAUAUUUGCCGAGCCAAGUUUCAAGGUAACUUUGAAGUGUUAGUGUGUGUUUUGUAAAAAUAUUUUGCUUAUAAUGGAGGUGCUUGCAAUGACCAUCUGUUCCAUCAAUAGGGUUGUAAAACUGUGGAGAGAAAAUCUCUCUAAAGUCAACCAGAAAGCUGCAGAAUCACUUGCUGAUCCCACAGAAUAUGAAAACUUGUUCCCUGGAUUAAAGGAAGCUUUUGUUGCUGAAGAAUACAUCAAGGCAACACAAACUGAUUUGCGGCCAGCCAAUAAAUAUCCCCUAGUCACUGUAAGUAAAUACAAGUUAUGAACAAUUUCAUAUAGAAUCUGGCACGACCUUGAGAAUUAUUUAGUGUCAGCAAAAGUCUCUACUCACAUGAUAUAUUCUCUGUCUUUGGUAGCCAAAUGAAGAGAGAAACAUACUGGAAGAAGCUAAAAGUUUCACACCAAAAAUAGGGGAAGCAUUGCAGGUCAGUGUUAAUGAAAUUCUGGAGUAAGAGUUAUCUCCACUAAAUGUUCAAAAUCCUGUGGCUUUUUAUGGACUGUUUAAAAAAACAAAACUGAGCCAUUUAGAUUGUCCGUCCUCUUUAUAGUUUACAUUUACUUUGGUGAUAAGCAAUUGCUCUGUAAUUGUGUUCUUUUCAUGCCAUGUUACCUUAAUAUAGAAACCGUUAUGGAUAGCAUUGGCACUUAGAUGCAUGCAGAUAAUUCUGUUGCUGUCAGUUUUCCUGAUUUCUGUGUCUGAAUAAAUCGGUUGUCUUCCUGAACAUUGCUGCAUUUCUUCCCAUCACAGUUGCUUUCAGCACUUUGAAAUAGCCCUGAGCAACAGCUCCAAAAUUCUUAGUUUUCUUUUUAUUAUUUAUCGCUUUAUGAGGCCAUCCACAUAUACUUCACAACAUCUAAGAAGAUUGUCCUUCUAGACUAAAUUUUGAGAGCAAGGGAGAAGGAAGGGUAGUAAGAAAGGAAUGGCGAGCAAAUGUUGCACAUUCCAGGAAUGAGAGACCUGGUUCACGUCACAAUAAACUAGUUUCUUGUAAUGAGAAUGCUCAGGCUUGAAUGUUCUGCUCCAACAACCUGAUAGAAGUUUAAAGCUUUAGAUCAGUUUUGAACAUUUUGCAGUUUUCCAUUACAUCAAAUUAUGUGCAGCUGUGGUUAGUUCCAACCAAAGUUAAUUCAAAUAAACCAGGAUCUGAAACUAGCUUUGAGAUCCUGGUAUGUUAACUGUGGUUAGGGCAAAGCUGUACCUAUUUAAAUAUAACCAGACAUUUUAAGCUUCCUUCCCUAUUGAGUGUGUGUUAGAAAAAUGGGUAAGCUCACUAGAGUUUAUUUUUGUCACAAGCAGGCCAUUAUUUGGUAUGUCAUCUGAACAGGGCGAGUGUCAAUUAGAUCAGGAGUUCUAAGGGCAAUAGGUAAGAUUGUAGGAACAAUGUCCUAAUGGAAUAAAAUGGUACAUAGUCUUUCCAUAUGCUGCCUUCUCUUGAAUUUGCUUUUGUGUAGGGCUAAUACUACACGCUUUCUUGCUGAAUCUAUUUCUUUGGGUUACGCAACCUAAGAAUGGGAUCCAGUUUUUCCUUAUAUGAGCCUUAUCAAAUAUUUAAAUAUUUCCUUUUUCGUCAUAAGGAUUCAGAAGAGGAAGAACUAGUUCCUAAGCCUGUGAUAGUGCCUCCGGUUGCAGGGAAGGACCCAAUUGAAACAAUAAAAGAUGAAAAGGUAAAAGCUCAAGUGCACCAUGAAAAAUCCUAAAACUGGGAAGGUUCUAAUCCCAGUAGCAAUUCUUAUUUCUCUUGUUCCAAACUGUCAUUGGAAGUUUCAAAAUUAGAGGUUUUUCUACAAGCUAUACAGAAUAAGAGUAAGUCAGCAGAGCUUUAGAUUCAAGAUUGGCGAUAGCAAAUCUCCCUCCGUGUAAUAAACUGGCACAUGAGGCGAAGCUUGGUUUAGUUACUUUUGCAAUGUACGAACAUUAAAGGCAGAUCAUUUGGGGAGUGAGACAAUCUAGAAUUCUACCAUUACAUUUCCAUUCUGCAUAAAACAAUUCAGUGACAAGCUAACUCCAUUCUGCAAUUUCCCCCACUUUGCUCACUUUCCUAUGUUACCUUUUUCUUGUGAAGUAUAGCCUUUGAGAUCAGAUUUGUACUUGAGAGCUCUUGAGAGAAUAACACUUUCGCCAGUGUGGCUAAAUGUUAAUCUGACCUCUUUAGGGAAGUUUGCCAUUGGAUUGAUUUCCUCUUAAUUUAAUAUAGAAACUUGUGCUUAGUAGUUGUUUACAUUUAUGAUCAGUACAUCACAGUACAUUCUUACUGCAUGCUCUUGGCUGCAAUCAGAUUUUGUUUAGGAUGGGUGUUCUUAACUUGGGCACAUGAAGCUUGUUUGCAGAGUGUGUGCUAAAAAGAAUGCUUCCUUCAACUUUCUCCCACAUAUCCCUAAUGUGUUUAUACACCAUGAUCAAAUUGGACUGCAAAACUGAACGUUCUCUAACUCUUUCCAGCAAGAUAGGUAUUUGUGAUAUCCAAGAUUAGUCAUAUUCACAGUAGAUCCAUUGAAGUCAGUGGACUUAAGUCAUGCCCAGAGUAUGACUAGUGUUGGAUAUUGCCCCUUAUCUUGUCAGCUAAAGCCAUAGGUUUCAGGCUUGAACCUAGCUGCAUAAAAACUUGAAUUCUUCCAUUCAGCUUGUUAGGUUUUGGUUCUUUAGGACAGAAUCCUGUGUUGCACAAGUAGGUUUCCAGUUGUGCCACAGGACUUGCCUUCCUCUCCUUCUCCCCCAUUUCUGCUCCAGAAUCCCAAAGCAGAUUGAAAGCGUGUAGGAGGCAGUGAAGUCCCAUUGUGUGAGCAGAAGUCCAUUCCCAUAUGUGUGACAGCAGUAGAUACAACCUUAAAGUAGUUAUAUCAGCAUGCAAACCUACUUCUCAAGGAAGUCCUUAUACAGAUGCAGCUCAUUGUCAAUGCUUUGUAUCAAAGCCAGUCACUGAUAUUUGUGUUACAGAGAUAGUGACUAUCCUAACAGAACACAGGAUAUCUUUGAUAAAACCAAUCUUGCAAAUAAUGUUGUUUUAAUCUUGCUGCUGACUUGCUGUACUGUACCAAACCCUGCCCCAUCCUCAUCUCUACUGCCUAGGUAAAUUUACUUCUGCUUGUGGAAUGUGUAAUAUUUUAGAUAUUAAUGUAAAUACUGCCCCAUUAUACAGCCUCUAAAACUUCCUUAAUCACCAUUGCUCAGAGUGUUUGGAGAUGUGUUCUAGGUUUCACAAUUCUUUAUGAAGUCAGAAACAAGUUACUCAUCCUCUUCCUUCAACAUACAGAUCGUACAUUGGUUUAAAUCAGAGUUGCCUAUUAUACCCCAAUUUGGGGGCUGUGUUUUAUAAUAAGCAAAUAUAUCUAGCAGGCCCAUAGUUGUUUAGGAUGGUGGUAGCAGGAUAGUCCAAUAUCACAAAAAAGCAGUAGUUGCAGCAUUUCAACUUGCAGAAAUGAAAUAAGUAGUUCCCAGUAAGUAGUUCUUUAGCGAUGAUAGAUGCAUGGUAUUUAGUAAGCCAUUUUCUUCUAUGUACUUCCUGCCACAGGCAUUAUUGGAGCUGGAUGAAGACUUGGAUAACUUAGACCUGGAGGAUAUUGAUACUACCGAUAUUAAUUUGGAUGAAGAGAUGUCUGACUGAUUUUUUUUUUUAAAUGACCAAAUUUCUUACAAAUUUCUUUCCCUAAACUUCAUUUACUGCAGUCUUCAUGGUGGAAAGAAGCUUGGUUUUUAUAUGCAAGCUGGAUCAAGUAAGUAGGGUUAGACCUGUGAAACGCAUUGCAGUAUCUAUUUCUGUUGCGUAGAACUCCUUAGAUACUAUUCCAAGCUCUUGUCACAUGAAGACCAUGCCUUGUAAUAAAUGUCUUUUAAAAUGUAGUUUCCCUUUUAAUGUUUUGAUUACUAAGUAUUGUACCCACAAAACUAUUCGAUAUGACAAGUUCUCUGUAUUUCUGUUAAUCAAAACAGGCCAACUGUGCUUUAAAAGCUAACUAUAGCUACUUCCCAUACGCUAUACAGUAAAAAGUAUUUUAUUCAGAAUUCUAUAUACAUUUUACACCACCCUUCCACUCACAAACAUCAUAUUAAGUGGAUUGAUAAGUUCUUUAUGAAGCUGCAGACCUAGGCGUAGUCGCUUGAUACGACUGGAGUGCAAGUUCAAUGUAUCCAGCUCUCUGUGUUUCUGUCUUCACAAAAACCUGUACAAAAAUGUAAAUGAUAAUAAUUAGGUAGCCAGCAAGCUUUUGACUGUGUUACUAGGGUUGGGCUCUAGCAUUUAACCUCAAAAUGACGAAACUAGCCUAAUGUUCUAAAUUACAUUUUGUGAAAUGGAGGAUACAGGUUAUGAAGUUAAAAGCUGCGCAGUCUCUAGUCCAUAUAGGGAUUAUUUAACACUGAAUAAAGAUAACUUCAGCUCCAUGAAAUGUUGGCCUUUUAACAAACUGUUCCAUGGAUGAAUUGCUUCCACAAAUGUGUACAAUAUUUCUUGUCCCAAAACUCCCAAAAAGGAAAAUUGCUGUGAUAGGUACCUAUCACAUGAAAAGAGGUCCAUAUAAAAGAUUUGUAUACCUUAAUUAAAUCUAGUCCUUGGAUGUCAUAUUCUUGUGCUUCUUUUGCUGACUGGCAGUCAGGAUGGAGCAUGUGAUACAAAGUAACUAAGCUUACUGCGUCCUCGAUUCUGAAAUACAGAAGUUAUUCAAGACUUAAUUGCUUUUCUAGGAACCGUCACAGUUAGUACUCCACACAAACACAUUAAACUGGAACUAGCUUGUUGUUUUCUUAAAUUCACUAGCUAAAAGAACUAAGUUUUGAGGAAUUACUAACAGAUGUAAGCCACCACUAUGAGCAAAUAUCUUCAAAGAGAUGGGUUUUCACCCAGCUGAAUUCAUUUCCGAUCUCAGCUUCACCCUUGCCACCUGUGCAGGUAGUGUCUCCAUUUGGGUUCAGACCCAUAUAGGAGCCAUUCCAGUAGUAGGGAUUAUACCCAUAGAAAGACCUCUCUAACACACCACCUGCUCUGGGCGUUCUGUAGUCACAUGCGUACCUUUACAAUAUAAAUCACCCCCUUUCAAUAUUGCCUUACCUCCCAACACUACAGUUUAAUGCCUUUGUAAAACUAUCCAGCAUCACUGAUGAACAUGUAUUGGAGAAGUCUUACUUCCCACCAAGUUUAAAGGGAUUAUUCCAAAGGACUGCAGCUGCACAGGAAAAUCCAAUCUGAUACCUUACCCUGACACUCCAAUCACGUUCUGCAGCCUUACUCAAACUGAACUGAUUCCUGAAUGACACCAAAAUAGUUUCGGAUGAGUAAAUAAUAAUAAAAUGGGGGGGAUUAUUUUUGUUUUUAUUAUGUAUUUUCUCUUUUUUAUCUUGUAUGUUUAUGUUGUGAACCACUCUGAGAUGUAUGGAGUGGUAUAUAAAGGGUGGUAUACAAGUUUAAUAAAUGGAACUGAAUUAUCCUACACAUACAGGUGGAAAUGAAAAUAAGCAAUAGCUGCAGGAAUUGCUAGCUAGGCAUAGUCAACGAUUGACAGAAAACACUAUUAACUAGUGUCUCAUGGCAAACUUUUUCAAAGCAUGUUAAUGAUCGUUAAGAACCCAGCCUACAGUUCCUGAAUAAAAGUCAACCAGUGCUUUGAUCCUGAACACAUAUGCUUACAAGUGCAACUAAAUUCAGCAGAGAGGCUGCUUAAAUAUGAACUUUUAAAUUCUAUAUUGCCAUGGAGAACCUAGAUAACUCUAGCUCAAUAAACAGCACUUACAAAUCUCUUUGGAGCAUGUCUAUCAGCAAUCCAUCAAUCCUCUUUCUAUUUGUAAAGUACCACACCAUUCCUCCAAAGUGUCUUGUUGAACGCAGCAGAUCAUAUUUUCCAUGUUUCUCAAUAUCAUCAUAUGUCCGCUGAUGAACCUGUGCAGAAGUUGAAACAUAAUAAUGCUUAAACGUCGUAAUAGCUUCCCGAGUAAGUUUCCGGAAUAAGUGUAUGUAGCAAAAACAACAAAGACUUGGGGCGCCUUAAAGACUAAACAAAUGUAUUAUACAGCAUUACCUUUCAUGGACAAGUCCACUUCAUCUGCAUGUAAUGUUAUCCUGAAUUGCAGGUAUACACACAACCAUCUUACAGGGUCAAGUAAGAAGGGGAUUGUAAACAGUGGUGUCAAAGGGAUAGCAACUUUGAGGAAUGAUACCAUCUGGCAUAUAGGAUAACACUUUGGUCAGCUAUAGCCCAUGAAAGUUUAUGCCAUAAUAAAUUUAUUUGUUGUGC